AUGACUACCUCAGGUCAAGCUUUCAUAGUUCAACAACCUCAGAUUCAAACUUUUAAUGUUGUACCAUCCAUCCCUCACCAUCAAACUCAAAAUGUGCCAUUUUCCAUCCCUCAAACCAUUUCUGCUCCCAAUGUGUUAGUUAAAGCCUCUUCUUCGAACUCCAAAGAAUCUGAUGAAAAUCUGGCUCUAGCUACUGGGCUAGUCAACUUUUACAAUGCCUUUGUAGCAGGAGAUCCUCCACCUCAACUAUCAUUUGCUGAUUUGGACCAGAUACAUCCUGAAGAUGUAGAGGAAAUGGACAUUACAUGGCAAAUUGCCAUAGCUGUCUUCAGAGCCAAACAAUUUGCCAAGAAGAUCGGGAAAAACAACUGGGCCAUGAAUGCUGACAAGAAGGUGGGAUUCAAUAAAAGCAUACUGAGAUGUUUCAACUGCCACGAGCAAGCCUUGAAUAUCUCAAGGCCAGAAAAUGCUCACCUAGCUCAAAUUGAUGAUAAUUCUUCAAAGAAUACUGAUGUUGAUCCCGAAGCAGAGAUGAUGGAACUACAGCUUGCCCUAAUGGUAUCUAGCUCUUCCGAGCCCAAGAAAAGAGAGGACGUAAUUUACAAGGAGCCACAUCUUCGAUAUGGCCAACCAGCCAGUUUUGUUUCAAGAGGUUUUAUUAACAUUGAAAGUACUAAUGUUUCUACUUCCUCUGCAGAUCAACCAUUAGAUCAGACUGAACGUGUUUCUUGUGUUGACUCAUCAUCUGAUACUGUUGAAUUUAAUUUUUUCGAUAUGUUUGAUGAAUUGUUUAAUAAUUCUGAUGCUUGUGAUUCUCAUGAAGAAUCAUCAAUUCUACAAGUCAAAACGAAUGAGGCACCUUCACUUAUUUCUCAACCUAACUCUCAUGCAUUUUCUUCUGAGAAGAGUAAGAGUGUCUGUCAAGAAAAUAAAUCUGAAAAAUGCAAUACAAGUUCAAGUAAUAAACAUAUUUGUUUUAAUUAUGGUGUUGGUGGUCACAUAGCUAGGAAUUGUCAAAAUCGGAUCUUUGUAAACUAUUUGUCACCAAGAGGGGAGAAUGAAUCUCGAGGAAGGUCUUUAAUUAGAAAAUCUUCGAGAGCUCGUUCUCGGAAUAAUGAUCAGAAAGAUGAUAAAGUCAGAAAAAGGGCUAGUUUUCAAUCAAAUAAAGAGGUUUUUACUAACAAAGCUCAAAACAGUUUCCCAAAACCGAACAAGGCUCCGCCAAGAUCGGUUUCGUCAAAAAGCAAUUCUAGAUCUUCAACCAGUUUUGGUAGAACAUCCAGAAAGUUUGUGCAAACUUCUAUGAAACCUACUUCAAAAUCACCAGAGAAUGGUGUAAAACCUAAACUUCAAUGGAGGCCCAAAUCACUUUCUAAUCCAUCAUUACCACCCUCUGAAAGACAGUUGCGGAGGAAUGUCGUUCAUCCUUGGUACGUUGACAGUGGCUGCUCCCGACAUAUGACUGGAGACAUCUCCCAACUGAGCGAAAUUCAAUCGUUUAACGGGGUUAUGUUUCCUUUGUGGGCGGAGAUGGUGGAAAGAUCACACUGCGCAGAACUGUUUACGAAUGGAGUGCUGAGCUUUAAAAAUGUCAACUACGCUCCCGAGUUAAAGCACAACUUGUUGAGCAUUUCCCAGAUAUGUGACAAAGGCUACUCUACCCAUUUAACUGAUAAAGAGUGUAUGAUUCUCAAGCCAGGCAUUGUCAUCCUAGAAGAAUGGAUCCUAGUCAAAUCUAAACGGGAUGGGAAUGCCUACAUUAUUGAUAUGAACAAUAAUCUCCCUGAACAAGUCACUUGUCUUUUCUCAAAGGUCUCCAAACAGAAUGCAAUGCUGUGGCAUCGAAGACUAGGUCAUGCUAAUGCGAAAAACCUAAAUCGUCUUGCGAAAAAUGAGAUGGUCCGAGGCCUUCCUAUGAGAGACUUUAUCACGUUUGAAAAGUGUGUUUCCUGUGCUCAAGGCAAACAUCAUCGGAAACCACACCUGCCCAAGCAAGUCAACUUCGUCUUCUUCUUAUCCAACAAAGCAGGGGUUGUUGAUCUGAUAAAGAAGUUCAUGGUGAUGAUUGAGAAGCAGGCCAACAAUCAAGUGAAGGCGCUUCGCACUGACAAUGGAACUAAAUUUAAGAAUUCGGUUCUUGAUCAUUUUUGCGCAUAA
Messenger RNA from Lactuca sativa (garden lettuce), 2157 nucleotides. The record is from RefSeq and is a predicted model, not a curated record. Lineage: Eukaryota; Viridiplantae; Streptophyta; Magnoliopsida; Asterales; Asteraceae.